Molecule: messenger RNA, 393 nt
Organism: Parnassius apollo (apollo)
Lineage: Eukaryota; Metazoa; Arthropoda; Insecta; Lepidoptera; Papilionidae
Source: the annotation of a GenBank genome assembly
AUGCUGGUGACCUAUUUGAAAGCCAGCCGGGACCUUUGCGAGACGGACUCAAUUCUUUUUGGUACAACUCUGGCAGAAUGCCGUAUUAUAGGCGCCAAACUUUUCACGGCUGGACGCUCUACUGGACAAAAUAUCGCUAUCCCAGUCUGGAGAAUAAGAAUUGAAGAACGUAUCGCAAAGGCUAGGGCCCUCAUCGGCAGACUAAUAUGCUUCAGGUCAGGCAAUAACAGGCUAAUGAUUGUGCACACCCUCAGGAUGGCAUUUGCUGGGACGAAUAUUAGUUUGUCCCAGCCGCAUAUAAUGCAAAAACUAACGGAGCGCAUAGACGAUCACGAUGAAGAAAAUGCAGAGAAUCUCUGCUUGGUUCAACCAGAAUCGUCUCUUUCAGAGUGA